This is a messenger RNA of Harpegnathos saltator (Jerdon's jumping ant), 5983 nucleotides long. RefSeq lists its product as uncharacterized. The transcript has 8 exons. NCBI's taxonomy places the organism in Eukaryota, Metazoa, Arthropoda, Insecta, Hymenoptera, Formicidae. Gene Ontology annotation, molecular function: chitin binding. Gene Ontology annotation, cellular component: extracellular region. The record is from RefSeq and is a predicted model, not a curated record. Bases 337 to 3879 code for a protein of 1180 amino acids.
GCGCAACGCUCCUGCUCAAGUGGCUUUUCCACUUCCAUCGCGCAGUCUUCUGGCCGGACCGGAGCCGCGAUCUCGCCCCGCACCCACGAAAAACCGUAUCUCGGUUCGCUCUGCGAACGCGAACGGUCGGGCCAGCGCAUACGCCACGACAAUCGCAAAUCGCAAAUCGAGAAUCGCACUUCCGGCCGCGUUUACCGCCACGACGACGCGCUCUCUCGCAACACUCGGAUUAGUACUCGGUGGAUUUCGCUGUUUUCAAGUGCCAGUUGAUGUGCGGACGGUGGUUACAUGAGGGAUUAGCGAAGAACUAGCGGAGCCGAGAGAGACAGUGCCAACAUGCGGGAGAAACGAUGGCUGCUGCUCGCUCUGUACGGAAUUCUACUGGUCCACGCGGUCUCCGCUGCGCUGAAGACCAGGCCGAAAUUCAAGAUCGCGACUACCUCCACGACGACGACGAGCACCACGACCGAGGAGCCCCGCGCGGAAGAAGGUGAAAACGCCAGUUCGGAGACGACGACGGUGGCGACGACGACCGAGACCAACGCGACGACCGGCCAUACUUUGACGGGAAUCCCGCAGAUCGAUUACAUAUGGGACCCGAAUCUGCCUCGCGAGCUCAACGGCUACAAUCUCAGCGACUACCCGUUCUACAAUAGCAUUCCCGAAGAUAUCGACUUCAAGUGCGACGGCUUGCACGACGGAUUCUACGCCAGCGUGCCGCACAAAUGCCAGGUCUAUCACCAUUGCCUGUUCGGCACUCGCUACGACUUCCUGUGCGCCAACUUCACGGCGUUCGACCAGAAGACCUUCAUCUGCCACUUCGUCUCGGAGGUCGACUGCGCCAACUCCAAGAAGUACUGGCACAGGAACGACGCCCUUUACCAAGUGACCACCACCACCACGACGAGCACCACCACGACCACCGUGGCGCCGGUCACCGCGCCGACCAGCCGGCCAGCUGUCCGCGAGAGGAUACCACCGCGGAGGCGACCUCCGGCGCGAAGGAGACCCUACGAUUACUACGAGGAGGACUACUACGAUGACGAAUACAGCAGACCGUCGCGAGACUUUGCCGGCAGGGACGAUUACGAGUACGACGACCGGAAGUACAGGAGGGACAGGGAUCGCGAGUUCCGGGAUCGAGACCGUGAUCGUGACUUCCGGGAUAGGGAGCGCGGUAGAGAAGGGUCCGCUAGAGACGAUAGGGAUCGAGACACCGGCAGAGACAGGUACGCCGGUAGGGGCAAUAGAAGAGAGCCGCCCAGGUCGAGGGAGCCGCUGGAGGACGACGUGAGGCCCCGCGGCAGGAACCCCGAUCAGGGUGUUAGAUCUACGUCGCGGGAAGUGGACGACACGGACGUGUACGAGAGGCGUGCGGAAGCGAGGAACAGGGACGCCGACGAGCGGAGAUAUUCCGAUAAGAGAUUCCGGGACGAUUACGACGAGAAAGAGUCCGCGGCGCCGCCGUCGGCGAGCGCGACCGCGAGCACGGAUGGUCUGGUGAAGCCGGCGGCACCCAUCAGCUCGGUGUAUGCGAGGCCAAGGGCGCCGCCGAAGAUCCGACGACCCGUGCCGCUGGCGGAGCAGGACAGAUACGCGUACAAGACCACUUCGGCGCAACCGGCAGAGGAGCCACGUCGGCGACCUGCUGAUCUCGCCGAGGACGAUUACUACGACGACGAGUUGGAGGAUGUCAGGCCGAUCAGGAGACCGAUCCGGAGGAGACCCUCGUACAGGGAAAGGGACAGGGACAGAGACCGCGACAGGGACUUUUACGAAACCCGGGACAGGGAUCGUCCCCUCAGAACCCGUUAUCACUCACCGCCGGAAGAAGUACGACUCAGGACGCAUCAGGAUCGCUCGAGGGAUCGCUACUACGAUCGAGAGAGGGACCGGGGUAGCAGAGACCGCGCUCUCGAUCGCGGUAAAGAUCGUAGCCCCGAGAGAGCCCUGGAUCGCGAUCGAGGAAGAUCGCAGGAUCCCGAGAGACCGUCCGAUCGCGAUCGAGGACGAUCGCAGGAUCCGGAGAGGACGUCCGAUCGCGAUCGAGGACGAUCGCAGGAUCCGGAGAGGACGUCCGAUCGCGAUCGAGGACGAACGCAGGAUCCGGAGAGGACGUCCGAUCGCGAUCGGGGACGAACGCAGGAUCCGGAGAGGACGUCCGAUCGCGAUCGGGGACGAACGCAGGAUCCGGAGAGGACGUCCGAUCGCGAUCGGGGACGAUCGCAGGAUCCCGACAGGCAGGAGCGGCCGUACUCGCCGCGGCUCCUCGACCGCGACAGAGACGCCGAACGAUCGCGAGCGUCCUCGAGAGCGAAGGAUCUCUCGGACACCACCGAGACGUCCAGGAGACCGAGCUCGUACGAUCGAACGACCGAGAAGACAAGCACCACCACAACAAGCGCUACCACGACAACUACUUGCUCACCGGAACAACUCGUCCACAAGUCCGAAGCGGACUCGAGAGACUCGCUGAUCGAUCGCCCGGAAAAGCCUUCUUACCCGGAGCGACCAGCUAGACCUACUCAGACUGCUCAAAGUGGUCGGGUCGAUGCGCAAGACUACCACAGAAACCUGUCUGAGAAGUCCCAGAGAACCUCUCAGCAGACGGAUUACCAAGACAGAGACUUGGCCGGUCGAAAUGAGCAGGCUCACUACCAGAUCCCAACCGAUGAAUACUCCGCCGAGUACUACGACGAGCCGUUGGAGGAACCGCCGUCUCCUCCACCACCUCGAACCACUGUUCGAAUCGUGAAGAGACCCUUCUUACCGUCUCGUGGCGGCAAUCCUAAUCCGAGAGGAUUAUCGCCGGUUGGCUCGAAAGCGCCGCACUCGUCCAGGAGGGACGAGGAGGUGACGACCGAUCAUCGAGUCAUCACUACCCUGCUGGCUGAGAACGACCACAAGGGUUAUUAUGUGCAGGAGGACGGUAUUCAAGAGGACGGUAGAGAUAUCAGUCUGGAAUCCCGUGUGAAAACGGACGGCAACAAGCAGGCGUACGACGCCUACAAAACCAUCCAGAGCGAUCAGCAGAAGCAACAGCAGGAUGAGUACGACACCGCGAUAUCCAGGCCGGCGAUACGAAGACCGAUAAAGAAGAACCGUGAAGAAGAGGAGGUGCAGCUGGAGGAAGAGGAGGAGGAGGAGGAGGAGGAGGAGGAGGUCUCGAAGGGUCCGGAGGACCUCUCCAACUCGUCGCGAGGAUACUCCACGCAGAACCAAUCGUACGAUACACGCCAUCAUCAUCAUCAUCAUCAUCAUCAUCAUCAUCAGACCGAGAACCUGGCGCCGAAGUGGAUCGAGAACUAUUCGAGCGAGAAGCACGCGAACGCCGACAACGUGCAGCAGACCUCUUUGGGUUCACCGACCCGCAGCAAGGCCAGACUUCCUUCCACCGAGACUCCCAACAUCUACAGCUCGACGUACAAGAGCGAAGACAUCCAAGACCUGCCGUCGGGCCCGGGUAGCUACCGGGUGAAGCAGAGGAUCAACGAGGUGACGCAUCGGCUUCAGGAUAUCCCCGAGAGCGAGUACGACGUUACGUUGAACGACGCUCUGACACCCACCCUGAUUCAGGAAGCCAACCUGCCGAGCGGAUUCGUCCUGCCCCUUCAUCGACAGCAACUGAGCCGAGACACCGUCCUGCAGUCUUCCGAGAACAACUACAAGCUCUCCAGACCGAUCAAUCAGCAGCAGCAACAGCAGCAGCAGCAGCAGCAGCAGCAGCAGAAACCGUUCGUCCCGAGCCCACAGUUCCUGCCGACGAGCGUCAACAACGACCGAGGUCGCACGGUGUACUACCGGACGCCGGAGAAUGUACAGAUCAGCGGAGCGCAAUACAGACAGCAGAGAACAUGGCAGGAUUAUUCCGCGUAUUGACGAAGGGAAGAGAGAGAUAUACACUCGGGCGGUAUCACGACAUCACGACGUGCUCUCUAAAUUUUCUCGAGACGAGUGAAUCAGCCAGCUCGCAGCGCGCCAGUGAAGAGAUACCGUCGCAGGGGAAAAUAAUCUCAGCCCGUGCAGCCGAGAACUCGCUGAAGAGGAACGACCACGACCACAUCUCGAUUAUCGCGACCGAAGAGAAUUUCGUCCGCGAGGAGAGCCGCGUUGAAACUCGGUCGGGAUAACUGAGAGAACGAUCGAACUGGGAAGUCUCCCCGCAGGCAUUUCUCUCUUCUUAUCAGCGAGUUUUCGUCUGGGCCUGGCAGGUCGGUCGGGUUGGGCUGAAUUUGCCCCUGCAACAUCGGCGGAUUCAUCGAGCUUUGUACGAGAAUGUAUAUUCCACUUGGCGAUCACACGGAGCGCGGAGAGAGAAUCUACUGCGUGCGAGUCGCUCGGAUUCGCUUGUCACUCUACUUAUCCAGGGAAAUCUCGCUCUCGGAGAGAUUCAGAUGGUGUCACGAACCGAGCGAUCGAAAAUCCUCGGAGCGAGCACGGAAGCGCGCGCGCGCGUGUGUAUCGUCAAUCUCAAUUUCGGAUAGGCUCUCGCUUGAUCACGAGCACGAAGCGACUAAUUUAUAUACACUGCCACCACCACCACCACCACCACCACCAGCCCCGAUCGACAACUCAGGAAAGACACUUUCAUGAAAGAAACCCGGGCUUAAUCUACUUAUUCGUUCUCUUAUGAAACUGGCUUUCCGCGAACGGACGUCGCGCUCGACGCUCACAGCCCACUCACCGCCCUUUUGUAAUCGGACGAUCGGUGUCUUUCGUUCCAAAGAACGCGCGACGGGGAUGUCCGUCUCGUCGCGCCGCUCUGAGGAUAGGAACUAAUCCGCGAACGAUUCAGCUAGGUAAUUAGUAAGUCUCGCGCGAGCGCCCGCGGGCGCGUCGGUGAGCUUUCGAGAUAAUAAAUUAUUCGGUGAAAAUUUUAAAAAAAGAGGGAAAGAGAGGAGAGAAGAAAGAAGGAGGAGAGAAACGAAAGAGAGAGAGAGAGAGAGAGAGAGAGAGAGAGGGGGGGGCGAGAUUGUUGUGAAUCGUAAAGUGGCGUCGCGUCACGACUCUUAGGAAAGCAAACACGAUCCAGAAGUGCGACGCGUGUCGGCAAUGAGAUAUUAUUAGUCAUCCUGACACUCAUCAACAUCCAUCGUUACUCAUCACACAAACACCGCGAUUAAGGAACAAAGACAAGGGGCCAAUUAACGUCCGUCGAUAACGGCGAUCGUAGAUAAUUCGUUCGGAGAAGUUCGCGCUAGAUGAAAAUUCGGGAUAAUUAGCGAAUCCGGUUACUAACGAAUGCGAAAGGAUGUGCCGCUCGGUGUGUUUCCUGCCAAUGAAACGCGCUCGAAACGCGAUGACCACAAUACGGCGAUGACGAUUCAAUUCUGUCAAUUCGCGCGUUUACCCGCGCGAGUCAGGCGGGUGUCGGAAUCUCCAUCGAUUGUUCCCGAGGCGUGCUGAAAACAUACCCUCCUCCUUCUCCUCCUUCUCCCUCAUGUCGAUCGAACUUGUAAAUAAACGUACGGAUUCUAUUCUACGCACAUUCGUGAAACGGCAAUUCGGAAUGCAACAUACGCGAUUCUCUAGAAAGGAAAACAAGGAGCUGUACACAUUAAGGUUUCAUCCUUCCUCACGAAUCUUGAUAGACGUUACACUAGCGAGUAAGUCUUCCUGAGCGUAUAUCUUGUCUUAAAGCUAUGUCGAUAUUUACGUACGAAAUAAAAGAGUGAGAAAAAAAAGAAGAUAUCACACUUACCGUCGUUAUUCAUCGUCCCUCUCCUGGUCCUCAGAGGAGAAGCUUGCGCGCGAUCAACGAACGCAAGACACCGCGAGACGCGGCGGCGAGUACAGUUGCAGAGCUUUUAAAGUGAGCUUUAUUAUUAUAGUACAAAUGAGAUAAAUUACACAACGGGAAUAUAUCUCGAUGCUAGAAGAAACAUUGAUAAAACGUGUGUUACAAGAUCAGAUCGGGAGAAAUAAACCUGCGGUCUCGCGAAGGCAACGAAAUAACUUCGCGCGUUUCGCGGCUUUCAAGCGG